AAGGAUGCCAAGCUGGCGUGGAAGCGCGCAGUGAGAGGGGUGAGGGAGAUGUGUGACGCAUGUGAAGCCACACUUUUCAACAUCCACUGGGUCUGUCAGAAAUGUGGCUUUGUCGUCUGCCUGGACUGCUACAAGGCCAAGGAGAGAAAGAGCUCCAAAGAUAAAGAGCUGUAUGGAUGGCUGAAGUGUGUUAAAGGCCAACCCCACGACCAUAAACACCUCAUGCCAACCCAGAUCAUCCCUGGCUCAGUGCUGACAGACUUGGUGACGUCCAUGCACUCCCUGAGAGAAAAACACAACAUAAGCUCUCACUGUCCCUGUGCCAGCAAACAGAGCCUUCUCACCAAACUGCCUGCCACCAACGGAGUCUCACAGGUACCACGGCCUCCUCCAGUCAAUCACAUCCUGACUCACUGAAGAGCAGCAUAGUGCGAUGCUGACUGUGAUUGUUAGUGGUGUUAAUGUAGAGUGAGAUAACAUAUCAGGAUGAUGGACUAAUUUGGAAUGGGUGCAUGGC
Molecule: messenger RNA, 517 nt
Organism: Neolamprologus brichardi
Lineage: Eukaryota; Metazoa; Chordata; Actinopteri; Cichliformes; Cichlidae
Source: RefSeq, a predicted model, not a curated record